Naegleria gruberi is the source of this 1233-nucleotide messenger RNA. RefSeq lists its product as uncharacterized. The transcript has a single exon. NCBI's taxonomy places the organism in Eukaryota, Heterolobosea, Eutetramitea, Acrasida, Naegleriidae. The record is from RefSeq and is a predicted model, not a curated record. Bases 1 to 1233 code for a protein of 410 amino acids.
AUGGAACAAAUUCUUAAGGAAGAACACUACUUGAGGAAUGAAGAAAACCUCAAUGUAUCAUCAUCCGAUAGCAAAUGUUCUUCAUCAAAUAAGAGAGGCCACGAAAGUAUUGAAUCUUCAGAAGAACACAAUCAUGAACAAUCCACCUUACAACCUCCUUCUAAAUCGCUCAAAUUAAAUGUUGAACCUCAUCAGCAACAAGACGAUCUCGAAAUACUUCUCAACCGAUUGAAAGAAAUUGAAGAGGAAAAGUGCAAGAUAAUUCAAGAAUUCAAAUUACAAGAAGCCUUAUUAGAGAAGGAACGUUUGGAAAUUCUCUCCAUGAUAACUCUUGGUAAUGAAGAAUUUGAUACAAAGAAGCCCGUUCACCUCAAUGUUGGUGGAUACAUACUGACUAUUUGUAUGGGUGUAUUUGUCAAUUCUGUGAGGGAACCAAAUAAUGUAAUUGAUAAGAUGUUUAAGGGAAUAAUUCCACUUCAUGAAACUCCUUCAUUAGUAUUCGAGGAGAAGGUUUUCUUUAUAGAUUGUGAUGUUGCUAUUUUCAAGAUUAUUAUCGAGUGGAUGAAAACAGGAGAAUGUGAAAAGCUUUCGGAAAAGGAACUGAAAUUAGUAUUGAGAGCUUGUGAAGAGUUUGGAUUUGAGAAUUUUAGGAAUCACUUGAUACAAGAAAAACAAGCAACUCUUCCACCAACAGCAUCUGACACUAUAACUAAUUCUAAUAUUUUGGAUCCUAACAUAUUAAGGGAACUCUUUGAAAAACAUGUAAAGUCAAAGAAUGAUGGUUUAUUAUAUAGAGGAACAAGAGAUGGUUUUAAGGCAACCGACUUUCACAAACAUUGUGAUCAACAAGGGAAGACUGUGACGAUUGUUCAAUCAAGAAAUGGUCAUAUAUUUGGUGGAUUUACAUCAAAUAAUUGGGAAUCUUCCAAAGGUUUCAGAACAGAUCCCUCUGCAUUCAUAUUCAAGAUUGAUUCUGCAUCCAUUUCACGAUUUGAUAUCAAAUCUGACUCGUAUAGGAAUGCAAUUUCUUGUGAUAUUGAAAGUCUUCCUUCUUUUGGUUUGGAUUUCAAACUCUCCUCAUCAUGCAAUGAAAAUUCCAACUCAUACUCCAACUUUGGGCACACCUAUCAAUUACCAACUGGAUUCACUUAUGAAAGUGAGCAGGCAAGAAAGUAUUUAGCUGGUAGUUGCAAAUUCCAAGUAGUGGAAAUUGAAGUAUUUAAAGCACUCUAA